CGUGCGAUGUGCGAUGGCCUUUAAGUUGUUAAAAAUGGCGUUUGCUGGUAAGGACGCUUCGCCUCUGUGGCACAAUGGGCCGACUCCUGGUGCAUUUUAUCACUUUCCCGGCAGCGAGUACGGCACCGGUGGAUUCCAGAAAUCACAGUCUCCUAUAACAACUGGCACAUCUGUCAUUGGCAUACAAUUCAAAGAUGGAAUUGUUAUAGCGGCAGACGUCCUAGGAUCUUACGGAUCGCUCGCUCGUUACAGAAAUCUGGAACGUCUUAUGAAAGUUAAUGAUAACAUCAUCCUUGGUGCGUCCGGAGAUUAUGCGGAUUUUCAGUGCAUCAAGAGCUAUGUGGAAAAAAAGAUUCUCGAGGAGCAAUGCUUGGAUGAUGGAUUUAGUUUAAAGCCAAAGGCAUUGCAUUGCUGGCUAACGCGUGUCAUGUAUAAUAGACGAUCAAAUUUCGAUCCGUUUUGGAACAAUUUUAUUAUUGCUGGUUUGGAAAAUGGAGAACCAUUUUUAGGAACUGUGGAUAAGCUUGGGACAGCUUACAACGAUCCUGUUAUCGCGACUGGAUACGGUGCUUACAUGGCAACGCCUAUAUUGAGAAAAGCUUACGAGGAUAAUAAUCAAAUGAAUAAGGAGGAAGCUAUCGAACUUCUGUACAAAGUAAUGCAAGUUCUUUUCUACAGAGACGCAAGAUCUUUCCCAAAGUAUCAUCUUGGGAUUGUCACAAAAGAGAACGGAGUCGAAAUACAAGGACCGCUAACUUUAGACAGUUAUUGGGGACCUGCUGUUUUGUAAAAAAUUAUGUUUUCUUAUUCCUUUAAAAUAAGUUAUAAUAAAAGCGUCCAUGGUGAAGAUCGAUUCUCUCUUGAUGAAUAAAUUAAAACAAGUUUUCA
Molecule: messenger RNA, 888 nt
Organism: Temnothorax curvispinosus
Lineage: Eukaryota; Metazoa; Arthropoda; Insecta; Hymenoptera; Formicidae
Gene: Prosbeta7
Product: proteasome subunit beta type-4-like
Exons: 5
Coding region: 14-790 (258 amino acids)
Cellular component (GO): proteasome core complex
Source: RefSeq, a predicted model, not a curated record